Molecule: messenger RNA, 4420 nt
Organism: Neofelis nebulosa (Clouded leopard)
Lineage: Eukaryota; Metazoa; Chordata; Mammalia; Carnivora; Felidae
Gene: CCDC92B
Product: coiled-coil domain containing 92B
Exons: 4
Coding region: 283-1053 (256 amino acids)
Source: RefSeq, a predicted model, not a curated record
CGGCUCGUUCGCCAGUUCCGGUCACGUUGCUGGGUGUUUACGCCUGGAGCCCGCCCCGGACCCCCCUUCGGCGCCCCGGAACCCCCCGGAGACCCGGCCCGACAGCCCCGCAGCCUCGCAGCAGCUGAUGGCGCCGCAGCCCGGGCGGGUGCUGCGGAACCCCAGGCGCAGCUAGCGCGGGGAAGAAGAGCGCCUCCCCCCACCCAGCCUGGCCCGGACCCAGGGCCCUGCUGGCCAGUCGCUCCCUCAGGUCCCGAAGGUGGGGCCCAGGCCUGGGUUGCCAUGGAUACCGUGUCCCUGGAGCAUCAGAUCCAGAGUGUGCAACGCCACAUCAGCUUCCUGAAAAAGGAGCAGAUGGCCCUGCUUCGAGACCUGCACCUGGAGAUCCUGAGGCUGCAGAAACGCUGCUCAGAACUGACUCAUGACCUGGAGAUGAGAGAGGCCCAAUCUCACCAGCAAGAGGCGGCGUCCCGGGAGCUGGAGAGCAAGUGCCGCGCACUGGAGUCGCAGCUGGCGGCGCGGGCGGCCGCCAACGCCGAGCUUCGGCGGGAGGUGGCGCAGCGCGAGGCGCUGGUGUCUGCGCUGCGCUGCAGCCUGCGCACGGAGGAGCGCCGCUUCCUGGAGGAGCUGCGGCGCCGCAGCCACCGCGCCACGGUGCUGGGCACCGAGCUGCAGAAGCACACCGAGGCGGCCGCCUACCUCUCCUGCCAGCUGCACGCGGCGCGCCAGAGACUGCAGACUCCGCGCCCGGGCCCCGCCGCCGCCGCCGCCACCGAGCCCCGGCCCCGCCGGCGCGCACAGCGGGCCCGCCGGCCGCCCGCCGCCGAGGCCGCCGCCAAGGGCCCGGGCCGGGACUGGGCCGCCUGGGACCGCGCGGCCCGCGCCCUGGACGACAUCGACCCCAUGCCCGAUCCCGCGCUCUUCCUCUACGCCCGGAGGCCCCCGCGGCCUAGCGGCCGUAGCCCGCGCCAGCCGCCUCCCCAGGAGCCCCCGGACCGAGCCGGCCCGCCGGCCGCGCGCAGCCCGCCCAGCGCGCCCGCGGAGCCGGAAUAGGCGCGGGGCUGCGGGGUGGGGAGUGGGGAAGGCCGGCCCGGCCUCCGGCUAGGGACGCAGCUCGGGCCGCGCACGCACGUCCCGGGGGCCGCGGGAGCCGGCGCUCCUCCUGGGAGCGGACGGAGGCGGCCCCAGCUCCCCUACCCCGCCCAACCGCCCCCGCCUUUUGUAUUGUCCUCCCCCGAGGGAGCUCCUCCGCGGGGCUGCGAGAGUGCACCUUUUUUGUGGAGAGGGCUUGGUGUACGGAUGCUGAUCAGUUCUCCACCCUGUUGCAGAGAGGGGAGGGGGCGGAGGUCAUGCCCUGCCCUGGGAAAGCUGACAAUCGUUGGACGGGAGGGGGAAGGCUGGGCUGGCCUACAAAAGGAACGCAGUGGCACUUAGCACCCCUAGGCCUCCCAGCUCCCCCCUCGGGCCUCCCCCAGCCCCGCACGGCUGCCCUGCCCGCCAAGCCUUCCUUAGAGGGGAGGCUCGAGCUAGGGGCUAGCGGCUGGACCUUUUUCCUCUGAUGCCGCUUCUCCUACCCCUACCCUGCUGAUAGGUCCUUACCGGUGAGCACCCAACACUUUAGAGGCAUUUCCUGCCAGAGCCCCUGGUAGGGAAAUUGUGACGUGAUGGAAGUUUGAACUUCUGGAAGGUAGCACCCAUAGACCCUUGGAGAGCACCCGUACAGAACGGGUUUGGUGACAGAACCUGGUCUAGAGCUGUCUCCAGUUCAGUCCUUUCCCAGGAUGCUCAUCUAAUAUUUAGACCCCGGAGCUGCGCUAGGGAAGCGAGGGGGACACUCCUGAGUCCCGUACGGACAUACGUACGGCUGUGGAAGGGCACAAAAGGCCGUCCCCUUCCGGAUGCAGCUGGGAACCUGAAGGCUGCCUUGGGAGCUUUCCUAGUCCUGUUUAUUGGUGCUAAUUUUGCCCAGCUGCACCCAGAGCCGGGAAGAAGGGCCGGGUUCUUGGAAGUGGACGUAGUUGAGAGAGGUUUGAGUUUGCUGGGGUGGGGCGAAGGUAGGAGCACAGGUUAGUCCCCAGGCUGGUCCCCUCUAGGGAUGCCCCCGAUCCUACCAGAACUGACAGUGGCCGGGUGCAUCUGUCUAGGAUAGCCAGUGGUGAAAUGGCAAAUGAGACACCCCACAUCCUAACUACUUGCCCCCAGCUCCCCUCUCCUGACCAAAGGCAGGAAAUGCAGUUCUGGUCUAGCGUGGCCCCCACCCCAAGCCCAACCCCUAGAAAGACAAACCCCUAGAGCCCCUUCCCCCAUGCCAUGCCUCCUCUGAUGGUCCUAAGUGCCUGUGAGGUCUUCCAGGGGCUGCUGAGGGAGGGUGGGGGGCAGGGAGAAGCCCUUACCUCUGUCACAAGUAGCGCGUCCUGGCAGAUCCUGUCCUGAGGCUGAGCAUUCUGUGUGUCACCCAGGAUCUGGGAGUUGAGCAGAGCCAGUCUCCAGGGGCGGUGAACCCUUCUUCCAUCACCGUCCCUGUGAUGAACAGGGGGAACCCCCAUUCCUGUCCUCUUUCACUAUGUUGGAGGGAGUGGGAUAUCCCCAAGAAUCAAAACCAGUGAGCACACUCUGGGCCCCCACAAAUAUGCUGUCCUUUCCCAGCUGAUUGCACUCAGGACUGCUGAGACCACUGCACAAUAACUGGGCCUCAUCUGGGCAUCCAGCCCCUGGAAUGCAGAUGCCCAAGGUGUGGAUGCCCUUAGGACAGACAGGACAGACAGUGCUCUCUCUCACUCAGUCUCCAUUGGGCCACAAUGUUGGCCUGGAGUCCUUGCUCUGCCCUGGCCUCUUACCCUUCUCUCCUGCCCCGUGGUUGUGCCUCUGCCCUCCGUGUCCCCCCUCAAGUGUGUGUGACUCACUGUACCCCUGGUCCCAUUGCCUCCCUUUCAGAGGUGCCUGUGUGAGGAGGCCUCUCUCCUCUCUUGGCUGCACUCUCCUGAAGGGACCCAAAGGACUGUGGGAAGGAGGGAAAGGGUGUCUUUCUAGAGCAACCCACCUAGAUCCUGAGCUUCCACAAUCACACUUUUGGGGUAAACAGGGUGACUUUGUUAUGUUGAUUCUUCUACAGAGAUGGUGAAGUACUUUAUCCACCCCCUCCCCCCAACCCUGCCCACCUACUAAAAGCCAUAGCUAUGCCUGCCUGGCCUCCCCCAGCUCUAUAGCAAUAGCCCUUCCCCUUCCUUCCUGGGUACCCAGGGUGUCUAGCCAGGGGGCCUCCACCACACCCCUCCCCCAGGGAGCCUCCGGCAGCUUGUCUGCCUCUCCCCAAGUAACCCCAUCAGCACCUCCAAACUCCUGUCCCUCUUCUAGCAACCAGAGAUAAUGACAAUUAUUUGUGGGGUGCUUGGAGAUCCCCCAGAUGAAAGGUUCUGAGUGCUGGCUGACUUGCUGACUCUCACCUGAGGUGUUGAGUGUCUGGGAAAGGAAAUAAGCCAACCCUCCUCCUCCACUUAGCAAGCUGGGGGGAGGGGCUGAGGGCUGAGGCAGAUGGAGGGUUCCAAUUUUAACCAAUUCCUCUUCCCCAUUCUUCUAGAAAUAACGGACUGAGGACUUCCCUCUCUCCACCUGCCCCACAUGCAGCAGAAUGGGACUGGGAGUCAGUAGCCUGCCCUUGGCCUAGGAGCCCCAAAUUCUUUAGCCUCCAGCUCUCUCCCUCUCCUAGCCUGGGGGACCCACACUGCCAAAGGAAAGACCACUUCCCAUGAGCCCCUGGAAUGUGUGGGUGACUAGAAGGGAAAGGAUCGUGUCUCCUCCCCGCUCCACUCUUCUCUGCAGCACCAUGAGUCCCCAUUGGGGAGGGGCAUGCUGACAAGAACACUCAGGGCCCCCCCCCAGCCCCCGCCUCGAGGUGGAGUUCCAGCCACACACCAAGUAUGGAUAGACCCAGGAAGGAGAGCUGCAAGUGGGGACCCCACCCUGUUCUGGAAGCCAGCCAGGGACAAGUGGCCAAUGCAGCAUGAGACUCUAUACCCCUGCCCCCCAUAUCCCACCCACAGUGGCCUGCAGAUUGGGGGACCACUCCAGGGCUGAAAUGGGGUAGCCCUUCCCCAAGCCAGCAGCAGAGUAGAGGUCUCCCCAUGGAGAAGAGGGAGGCCAGGAGGGUGUGGAACAGCAUCUCCUUAGUGCAAAGAGCUGGGGAUCUCUAAGCACCCUCUCCCUGAGGUGCCAGCCUUGAAUAGGGACAUGCAGGGCUUCCACACCACCUGGCAGGAGCCCCAUUGGUGGGGCAGAGGGAUCCUGCUCCAAAUUCUCUGUUGGCUGCGCUUUUUAAUCCAAUGCUUUUCAGAGUGUAUUCACUCACCUACAGAAAUAGAGCCCUGUGCUUUAGGGGUGACUGUCAUAUGCCUUAUUCUUAAUAAAAUAUCUGAAAAACACA